Molecule: messenger RNA, 588 nt
Organism: Penicillium lagena
Lineage: Eukaryota; Fungi; Ascomycota; Eurotiomycetes; Eurotiales; Aspergillaceae
Product: CCDC12/cwf18 family protein
Exons: 1
Coding region: 1-588 (195 amino acids)
Cellular component (GO): U2-type spliceosomal complex; post-mRNA release spliceosomal complex
Source: RefSeq, a predicted model, not a curated record
AUGUCCUCCAACCACGCCUCAUUGGAUGCGGCAUCCACAGACCGCAAAUCUCGCCUCGCCAAGCUAGCGGCACUGAAGCGGAAACAACCAGAACCCGAGUCGUCGACCGAAGCUCGUGCCGGUGAUGAGGCCGGCGACGCUGCACCCGAUGUGACAGCCUCCUACCUCUCUGGCCGAAACUAUGAUGCCGAGACCCGCGGUCCAAAGCUUGGAUUCGAACAGGGCCCGCAGCAUGGGAAAGUGACGGUGGAAGCUCAAGCCGCUGAGAUCGCCCAGGCGACGGCGGAACAGGCUCAGAAGGACGAAGAGGCUGACCAGCCCAUUGAUCUGUUCAAGCUGCAACCGAAGAAACCAAACUGGGACUUGCGGCGGGAUCUGGAUGAGAAGCUCAAGACCCUCGACGUAAGGACGCAGAACGCCAUUGCCCGAUUGGUACGACAACGGAUAGAGAAUGCGAAGCGCGCAGCCAAGGAACGAGGACAGUCCAACGGGGACCAAGGCGAGGAAGUGGGCAUUGAGGGCGAUGCUCUAGUGGAGGGAAUCCAUCUCCGCGAGCGGGAGGAAACGAGAGACGAGGAGAUGAUUUGA